Molecule: messenger RNA, 1772 nt
Organism: Aplysia californica (California sea hare)
Lineage: Eukaryota; Metazoa; Mollusca; Gastropoda; Aplysiida; Aplysiidae
Product: tyrosine--tRNA ligase, mitochondrial
Exons: 13
Coding region: 25-1470 (481 amino acids)
Biological process (GO): tyrosyl-tRNA aminoacylation
Cellular component (GO): cytosol; mitochondrion
Molecular function (GO): RNA binding; ATP binding; tyrosine-tRNA ligase activity
Source: RefSeq, a predicted model, not a curated record
GCUUUGCUUGUGAGCACAUGAAAUAUGGCAGCGCUCAUAGAGCGUUCCUGGAAACUCGUCUCAAAGGGCAUUGACUUUGCGUUCACGGCAUGGAGAUUUCGGGUUCACUUUCCUAAGAAAUAUGGAUCCUCUACCUCUGCAGCUGUGCUAAACUUAGAUGACCUAAUAAAAAGAGGGCUCAUUGAAAAUGUUUUUCCUAAUACAAGACCCGAGGAGCUUCAACAGUUGUUGUCAACUCCCCAAGGCUGGUACUGUGGCUUUGACCCUACAGCAAACAGCCUUCACAUCGGCAACCUGGUGUCUCUUGUAGCACUAAUACAGGGCCAGAGAGCAGGACACAGUCCAGUUGCUGUGAUUGGUGGGGCCACUGGUCUAAUUGGAGAUCCCAGUGGGAAGACAGCAGACCGUGUGCCGAUGAAAGCAGAAGAUGUAGAGAACAAUAUCGAAAGCCUCAUGGAAAACAUGGAGCGGAUUUUCCACAACCAUGCUGAAUACAUCAAUGAGGACACCAGAAAGUUAACUUCUCAUAGGAUACUGAACAACCAUGACUGGUACAGAGAGCAGGAUGUCAUCUCAUUCAUGUCCUCGACGACUCGCCAUUUCCGUCUGGGAGAGAUGAUCAGUAGACACAGUGUUCAGAGUCGUCUUCAAAGCAAGGCAGGCAUCAGCCUUACAGAGUUUAUGUACCAGGUGUUUCAGGCUGCUGAUUGGCUGCAUCUACUCCAGCACCACAACUGUAGCAUACAGGUCGGGGGAAAUGAUCAGACUGGAAACAUCAGCUCUGGGUUUGACCUCAUUCACAAGGUUACGGGAAAAUAUGUGUUUGGUCUCUUGGUUCCAUUACUCUUGUCCCCUAGUGGAGAAAAGCUUGGCAAAUCAACGGGUAACUCUUUAUGGCUUGACCCAAACAGAACUUCACCCUUUGAGCUCUAUCAGUUUUUUGUGAACUUACCUGACUCAACUGUGGAACGCUAUCUGAAACUACUGACAUUUCUCAGCCUGGACGAGAUCGAGGCAGUUAUGCUGCAGCAAAAUCAAUCUCCUGAGCAUCGCCAUGGACAACGACAGUUAGCAGAACAAGUCACUCUGUUGGUACAUGGCGAAGAGGGAUUGAGAUCAGCCUUGAGAUGCACAGAAGUUCUGUUUGGUGACGCUGUCUCUCACCUUCGCCAGAUGGCGCUAUCAGACCUACAGCAGCUGUUUGUGAACGCCUCCACUUCAGAUGUGACCCAUGACCCUCAGAUGACGCUGCAGGAGUUGUGUAUGGCCAUAGGCUGUUUCUCUAGAGAUGGUCAGAAACCUGCUGCCGAUGCAGAACGCAUUAUCAAAGCCGGUGGUGUGUACGUGAACCAGGGACGUGUGUCUGAUCCAUCGGCAGUGCUAGCAAGUGGAGAUUUUAUUUUGCCCAACAACAUCACUCUGGUGAGAGUAGGAAAGAAGAACUACUUCAUUGUGAGAUGGGUGACGUGAGGGCUGGAGGGGUGUUCCAUCUCUUUUCCUUCGACCGAACAAAGUGACCUCUUCAUCCAACAAGCAGGAAAGGGACUCUGUUGAUAUGAAUGACUGGCCACAGGAAGAGGGUUAGCUGGAUGUGGAUGGAGGUGAUAUGUUGUUGUUGUUGGUGGAUGGAGGUGAUAUAUGCUGAUGUGAUUUCGCUGGUCUUGUAUUUAGUGUUUGUCUGCAUUAUCUCUCAAGAGUCAUCACAAGGGUAGCUUGAGGCAACUUUGACAGGCUCAUGUCGGGCAGCAAAAGUAACCGAUACUGUUUCAUAC